UACCGAAAUGGAGAUGUUAAUUUCAGUGGUAGAUCCGUCACCUGGAAUAAGAAACGUAUACGAACAUUCGAUUCCUUUUUGGAUGAACUCACAAAUACUCUCAAAUUAAGGAAUGGUGCCGUGUUUCGAGUGUACACCCCCCAUCAUGGACACCGAGUGACCAAUUUUGAUAAGUUGGAAGAGGGCGGAUUAUAUGUGGCUGCUGGGCAAGAAGCUUUCAAACCAUUG
Lottia gigantea (owl limpet) is the source of this 228-nucleotide messenger RNA. RefSeq lists its product as hypothetical. Lineage: Eukaryota; Metazoa; Mollusca; Gastropoda; Lottiidae. The annotation marks the transcript as partial. The transcript has a single exon. The record is from RefSeq and is a predicted model, not a curated record. Gene Ontology annotation, biological process: intracellular signal transduction. Gene Ontology annotation, cellular component: microtubule organizing center; microtubule.